Molecule: messenger RNA, 390 nt
Organism: Pseudocercospora fijiensis CIRAD86
Lineage: Eukaryota; Fungi; Ascomycota; Dothideomycetes; Mycosphaerellales; Mycosphaerellaceae
Exons: 4
Source: RefSeq, a predicted model, not a curated record
GAGACAGACGUCAGUGACGAGGCCGAUGACGCCGAGAAAGACGACGACGACGAGUCUCAACAUGGCUCAGAGUUCUCCGACUCCGCUGAUGAAGCUUUCCCAGAAGUGGCGCUCCGUGGGUUUGAUUGGAACGACCUGCAGCACCGCUAUCGUGCUCGAAUGGAUGAGCUGAAUCGCGAGGAGAACAAAGUACUUGAGGAUUUCAAUCGGCUCAUCGGCUAUUUCAGCAUCUGGGCCGAUGUUGGAAGCGGGCAGGAACUCCACCGUGGCUCUAAGCGGCUCAGAACCCAGCUCGUGUACGUGCAGCACGAGGAAGAACAACUCGAGAAGAAGCGACAGCAUUACAUUCAGGUCGUCGACGCAUUCAAGAGUGCGCUUGCUCUUCUCCAA